Molecule: messenger RNA, 1491 nt
Organism: Iphiclides podalirius (scarce swallowtail)
Lineage: Eukaryota; Metazoa; Arthropoda; Insecta; Lepidoptera; Papilionidae
Source: the annotation of a GenBank genome assembly
AUGUGGCACACCACGAGCAGGAUUUAUGGUUAUUUGGGGGUGAACUCAACCCCACACACAGAAAUUGGAUCGGAAUCUACGGAAUCGACUUCAGAAGGGAAUCUUAUAUCAGCUUCAUCAGAGCUACAUGAGGGAUCUGGCGAUGAUCCUCCUGGAAUAGCAGACACAAGUCCUGUAAAGAACGAGACUAGAGAAGCUCUGAAACCUGAUGGCAGUGAACAAGACCCGGUGGUGUUCAUAUCGGAGAAGAAUAACUAUAUUCCAGUCAGCAUAAAGCCCCGUUCGCCGGCCACUGACGUCGGUUGGCGGGAGCCACCAGCGUGGGAGAGAGAGUACAGAAAACAUCGCACCAAUGGCAGCAGAGUGCAGUAUAUCGAAGCGGAAUGCCAAGAUGACUUCAUGAAGAUCCGAGUAGGAUUUAACGGAUCGUUCAAUGGACUGGUCUACUCGGCAGGUUAUUCCUACGAUCCGGACUGCAUGUAUAUAAAUGGCUCUGGCCGGGAUUACUAUGAGUUUUAUAUACAACUCAACCGAUGUGGCACGCUGGGGAGAAACGGGCAGCAUGAAGAUACGAGGAAACACCCCACAAAGAACCUUAUGUGGAACACCAUCACCGUCCAAUACAACGCGCUCAUCGAGGAGGAGCUGGAUGAGCACUUCAAAGUCACCUGCGAGUACGGCUACGACUUCUGGAAGACUGUCACCUUUCCCUUGCUCGACGUGGAGGUGGCGACCGGGAACCCAGUGGUGUUCACGCUGCAGCCACCGGAGUGCUACAUGGAGAUCCGUGCCGGGUACGGGGCGGGAGGGGCGCGUAUCUCGGGCCCCGUACGCGUGGGGGACCCCCUGACGUUGCUCAUUUACAUGAGGAGUGCCUACGAUGGAUUCGACAUUGUGGUAAACGAUUGCUAUGCGCAUAACGGUGCCGCCAAACGGAUACAGCUAAUCGAUGAGUACGGUUGUCCAGUAGACGACAAGCUUAUCUCGCGAUUCCGCGGCUCCUGGUCGGAGGCGGGUGUUUUCGAGACACAAGUCUACGCGUACAUGAAGACCUUCCGCUUUACUGGUUCACCGGCGCUCUACAUAGAGUGCGACGUCAGAAUGUGCCAUGGAAGAUGUCCCUCGCAACCGUGCCAUUGGCGCAACAUGAAGAGUGUACGGCGGCGUUCGGUCCCAGGCGGAGCGGGGAGCGGAACGGAGAGCGGGGCGGAGGCCGCUGUGGCACCGCGCCUCUCCGAGAACAUAUCGCUUUUCCAGUCCCUGCGUGUGCUUCAAGAAGGCGAGGAAGACGCCGAGAUGGCCCCCAGCAAAGCCGCGGCGGAUGGUCAAACCUGCAUUAGGACGUCCGCCCUAUCCGCUAUGGUGGCAACGUGUGGGGCACUAGUGGCAGCGCUGUGUGGUGCUUUACUUGUUCUAGCGCGCGGUUGCAGAAGAGAUAGGGUCACAAAUUCGCUCCAUCAUGCCUAUGUCCCACACAAGGGAAGAAUCAAA